Messenger RNA from Aspergillus chevalieri, 1056 nucleotides. RefSeq names its product casein kinase II subunit beta (gene CKB1). Lineage: Eukaryota; Fungi; Ascomycota; Eurotiomycetes; Eurotiales; Aspergillaceae. Gene Ontology annotation, cellular component: protein kinase CK2 complex; cytoplasm. The transcript has a single exon. The coding region runs from base 1 to 1056 and encodes 351 amino acids. Gene Ontology annotation, molecular function: protein kinase regulator activity. The record is from RefSeq and is a predicted model, not a curated record.
AUGUCGUCGUCGGAGGGUGCCCCGGAGUCGUGGAUCUCGUCCUUCUGCUCGCUCAUGGGCCACGAGUUCUUCGCGGAGGUGUCGGAGGAUUUUAUCGAGGAUGAUUUUAACCUCACGGGUCUGCAGUCGCAGGUGCCCAUGUACAAGGAGGCGCUGGAGAUGAUUUUGGACGUGGAGCCGGAAGAGGACGAGGAGGAGGAUGAAGAGGAAGAAGAUGAGGAGGAAGAAGAGGAUGAAAUUCUGGGCGAUGAGAAGCCUCCUGGUUAUAGAGGUGGGCAGCGACGACAUGCGCGCGUUGCGAGCGAUCUCAGCGUCAUCGAGAGUUCCGCGGAGCUGCUGUACGGUCUUAUCCAUCAGCGCUACAUCACCUCGCGACCGGGUAUCCAGCAGAUGCUGGAGAAGUACGAAAUGCAGCAUUUCGGCGUGUGUCCCCGCGCAAACUGCAACGGCUGCAAAGUCCUCCCCGUCGGCCGCUCUGACACCCCCGGCCAGGAAACGGUCAAGCUCUUCUGUCCUAGCUGCCAGGACCUGUACACGCCGCCCAACAGCCGCUUCCAUUCUGUCGACGGCGCGUUCUUUGGCACGACCUUUGGCUGUCUGUUCUUCAUGACCUUCCCGGAUUUGGACAUCGGGCCCCGUCUGGACGACCCCAUCACCCCCGCGCUGCAACAACGCUACCCCGGGCUGACUGCGUCUGCAGCCUCGCGCGAAAGCGACGAUCAACAGUUUGAGAUCAACGGCGUGCGGACCGCGAACUUUUGCCCGGGCCUGGGACUGGGUAAGAUCUACGAAUCGCGCAUCUACGGGUUCCGGGUGUCGGAGCGGUCGCGGGUCGGUCCGCGCAUGAAAUGGUUGCGGAUGAAGCCGACAGACAUCAGGGAACUGGACGAGAUGGCAUUUGUCGAGUCCUUGCGGCGGCGGAAUGAACAGGUCGCGGAAGAGGAGGGCGAAGAGGUGGAUAGCGAUACAGAAAUGCAGGCGGCGCCGGCGUCGAAUACGAUCGAAGGGAGGAAGAAGGCGCCGAUACGACGGCGACGAAAGGUAUUGGGGGAAUAA